This is a messenger RNA of Dreissena polymorpha, 1156 nucleotides long. RefSeq lists its product as uncharacterized. The transcript is spliced from 3 exons. The record is from RefSeq and is a predicted model, not a curated record. Lineage: Eukaryota; Metazoa; Mollusca; Bivalvia; Myida; Dreissenidae. Bases 576 to 896 code for a protein of 106 amino acids.
UGAAAGUGAACACUUGUUUCCUGGCUAUGCCUGUAUGCAAUAUCGGUACGGGAGAUAACCUCUUCUCCUGUCUGAACGAAGUGUUCCUCGAGAGGAACAUACCAUGGAGCAACGUGAUUGGGUACAGCUCCGACAACGCACCGGUCAUGAUCGGAAAAUCCAACUCUGUGCUCUCUCGCGUUUGAGAGAAGAACCCUGAUGUAAGGGGUAAGGAAGUUGGGUGUGCAGGUGGAGGAGGUGCUGCAGGACGUAUUCACGCACUUCCAACACAGUUCCAAGGGACGUCAGAUUCUCCAAGAAUUCCGGGACUUCACAAACACGGACAACUACAAGCUCGUUCGUCUUUGCAGCACCAGAUGGCUAUCAUUGCUGUCGUGCGUUGAGCGGUUCCUUCAGCAGUGGCCUGCGCUGACAGCUUACUUCCAGAGCCAUGAUGACGCUGAGAAACAUGGCAGCAGGGUGGCUGGCAUCGCCCAGAACCUGCAAGAUCCACUUCUGGCUCUGACUUCCGGUUUCUUGCGUUCAUCUUGGUCCCGUUGAAUAAGUUCAACACCCAGUUUCAGAACAGCGAUUCCAUGGUGGGCUACCACCACAGAGAGAUUGUUCUCGUCAUACGCACGUUCAUUGGGAAGUUCAUCAAGACGUCAGUCCUCAACAGCUUAAGUGACGUGACGAAAGUCGACUUCAGCUGCCGAGAGAUCCAACGUGACGACGAUCUCCUGGCAGUCUGCGUGGCAGCUCGUACCUACCUGGCGGAGAAUGAAGAUGUCCACCCAGAACUAGGAGCGAGUUUUUUCAGGAACGUUCGUGACUUCCAUGAGGAAAUGACCAGUAAGGUGAUCAGCAAAUUCCCAUUGACAGACGCCAUCUUGCAGUCUUCAACACCAAGAUUGUGAGUGAAAUGUGUGUUGCAGUGAAACACGUUUGUUUGUAACUGAUGUGACUCGUGACGUUCUGUAGUGUCCGGAUUUGAGUUGACGAUCUACUGUGUUUUUUUUUUUUUUUUUUUUAUGAUUGGUUAUUUGACAGUUACACUAACUAAAUAAAUGGAAAAUUAAUGACUUCUGUGUACGUAUGUAUGUAUUUUUAUAUGAAUGUAUGUUCUCAUUUCAUGAUUUGAUAUAAAUGUUAUAAAUGAAUAAAAAAGUAUCAACAA